AUGUCAACGCGCUAUAUUGUAGACGAACGAGUCGUCGAAGAACCUGACAUCGCCACCAGUAAACAGGCCCUCGACCUCUAUAAACGCAAGAACGCCACGAAAGUCGCAAUCCUUUUCAAAGCCAUAGGAAACGCGCCCGUGAUGCUCAACAACGAAUAUAAGAUCACGGCGUCGAAUCCGUUCCAAGCCAUUGUCAUCUUCCUCAGGAAGCACAUCGGGUGGCGAGCGGGUGAUCCGUUGUUCACAUAUAUUAAUCAGUCUUUUGCGCCCGCUCCGGACGACAAUGUGGGUAAUCUAUAUCGAGCAUUCUCAGCAAAUGGGAAACUGAUAGUCAACUACAGCACAGUGGCAGCUUGGGGUUGA
Peniophora sp. CBMAI 1063 is the source of this 363-nucleotide messenger RNA. The record is from the annotation of a GenBank genome assembly. NCBI's taxonomy places the organism in Eukaryota, Fungi, Basidiomycota, Agaricomycetes, Russulales, Peniophoraceae.